This is a messenger RNA of Jaculus jaculus (lesser Egyptian jerboa), 2998 nucleotides long. RefSeq names its product G protein-coupled receptor 68 (gene Gpr68). NCBI's taxonomy places the organism in Eukaryota, Metazoa, Chordata, Mammalia, Rodentia, Dipodidae. The transcript has 2 exons. Bases 494 to 1624 code for a protein of 376 amino acids. Gene Ontology annotation, molecular function: G protein-coupled receptor activity. The record is from RefSeq and is a predicted model, not a curated record. Gene Ontology annotation, cellular component: membrane. Gene Ontology annotation, biological process: cellular response to pH; G protein-coupled receptor signaling pathway.
CUGAGGAAUGAGCAGUCUCCAGCUGGGGAUUUUCUAGAGGAGCUGGGAGGUUCUUGUGCUGGAAUCGAGGGAGGCAGAGCUCAUCCCCCUCCCCCCCACACCUCCAGGCUCUGCUGAGCCAUGUCAGGAUCACAGCUGCUAGGGGGCUGAGGGCGGAGCCCAGCAGCAUGGGCGGUCAUCGGACCCCCUGACCGCCUCUCGCCUGGCCGCAGACCCCUGGGGCCAGGAGGCUCCAGGAGAAGCCAGAUAGUGCAGGCACGGGAUUGGGCAAGUUUUCAAGCUGACCCACUUGUGGAGCGGCAAUCAUCUCAGUAGCUCAAGAUCCGUGUUAAAAAAAAAAAAAAAAUGAGUGAAAUAGACCAGAAAAGAACAGCCCCGUGGCAAGCAGGAAGGGGUUUUUCCCUUCUGCUGACGAUGUCCAGCCCUUGGUAUAGCCUAAGCCACCUCCCAUAAACAAGAUGCUGGUGGAAAGACCGGCCCGGUACCUGAGCCCAUGAGGGGUGGUGAGGCUCCUUCCGGUCCAAAGAUGGUGAACGUCACUGAAGACAACUCCUCACUGACCUGCACCAUCGACCACACCAUCCACCAGACGCUGGCCCCCGUGGUCUACGUCACCGUGCUGGUGGUGGGCUUCCCGGCCAACUGCCUGUCCCUGUAUUUUGGCUACCUGCAGAUUAAGGCCCGCAACGAGCUCGGUGUCUACCUGUGCAACCUGACGGUGGCGGACCUCUUCUACAUCUGCUCGCUGCCCUUCUGGCUGCAGUACGUGCUGCAACAUGACAACUGGUCCCAUGGCGACCUGUCCUGCCACGUGUGCGGCAUCCUCCUGUACGAGAACAUCUACAUCAGCGUGGGUUUCCUCUGCUGCAUCUCCAUCGACCGCUACCUGGCCGUGGCCCACCCUUUCCGCUUCCACCAGUUCCGGACCCUGAAGGCGGCCGUCGGGGUCAGCGCGGUCAUCUGGGCCAAGGAGCUGCUGACCAGCGUGUACUUCCUCAUGCACAAAGAGGUCAUCGUGGAUGAGGACCGGCACCGCGUCUGCUUCGAACACUACCCCAUGGAGGCCUGGCAGCGGGGCAUCAAUUACUACCGCUUCCUCGUGGGUUUCCUCUUCCCCAUCUGCCUGCUGCUGGCCUCCUACCAGGGCAUCCUGAGGGCCGUGCGCCGCAGCCACGGCACGCAGAAGAGCCGCAAGGACCAGAUCCAGCGGCUGGUGCUCAGCACGGUGAUCAUCUUCCUGGCCUGCUUCCUGCCCUACCACGUGCUCUUGCUGGUGCGCAGCCUCUGGGAGGCCAGCUGUGAGUUUGCCAGGAGCAUCUUCAACGCCUACCACUUCUCCCUGCUCCUCACCAGCUUCAACUGCAUCGCGGACCCUGUUCUGUACUGCUUCGUCAGCGAGACCACCCACAGGGACCUGGCCCGCCUCCGGGGGGCCUGCCUGGCUCUCCUCACCUGCUCCCGGACUGGCCGGCCCAGGGAGGCCUACCCCCUAGGAACCCCAGAGCUCUCUGGCAAAAGCGGGGCCCAGGGUGAUGAGCCUGAAUUGCUAACUAGGCUCCAUACGGCCUUCCAGACCCCUCACUCACCCGCAGUGGGAGGGUCCCCUACGAUUGGCUUGGCCUAGCUCUCCAGUCACCCAUUCGUAGGGUUGGGUGAGGCCUCGGCUUUCACUUGUGUGGUUGCUUCCCACCUCGUUUCGUCCAGGUGGGAAGGAAUGGCGGGCCUGGGCCACGGCCAGACCCCCCCCCCACCACCCCCGGGCCCCUGGAAAGCUGCUGUAAUUUGCUGAGGCUGGUGACGCUGCCGAGUGUGACUUGAGUUCCUGUCAGCUCCCGAGUGUCCUCUGCUGCUGGCUGGUCUGCUGGUGGGAGGGGAAAUAGCGAGUGAUGGCCUCCAGGAGAUCUGCCAAGAGCAGCUGGGCUUGGGGUGCAGAGUUGGAGGAUGUGGAGGGCACGGUUUGGGGAGAUGAGAGUGGAGACCUGCAUGCUCACCUGCCAGGGCCUUCCAAUGCUGCCGUCACCCCCGGAGAUAACUGUCCUCAUGCGCUACAGUCCUUCGGGGCAUUGACGUUUGUGCCCCGCUCUCUAGCCAGACAGGAAGGGAAGACUAGAGGGGAGAAGGAAGGUCGGGAGGCAUUUGGGGCACGAGGGUGGGGCAGGGACAAUAGGAGGAUGACAAGGGAUGCGUCCUAGCUCCAGAUGCACCCCAGUUUUACAGGGAGAGUUGAACGGAUCCCCCAAGUUUGAAAGCCGAUGGCAAACAAGUCCCAGGGCUCCCCAGGAAGAGGUUGGGGAAUCUCUCAAUUCUCGAGCACAAGGAAUGGGGUCUGAAGCCAUGGUGCCCCAACCCAAGGUCCUCACGCAGACUCCUCUUGGUUAGCUAGCUUUCUGUCCCUGUCUGCCCAGAAGUGAGAGAGAGAGAGUUAAAGAGGGAGGGAGAGAGUUAAAGAGAAAGAAAGAAUGGGAAUCAAAAUGCCAGGGUCUCCAUGACAACUGUGUGCCAACACAAUGGUGUGAUGCUACAGUCAUGUGACUUAUGGCAGAGACACACACACACACACACACACACACACCACAUGCACACACACACACACGCAUGCCACAUGCACACACAUCCUGUUGCUCUGCCACAUGCACAAUAGAGUGUCCAGAAAUCUCAGAGAGGGAGCAUGACAUUUCUCAAGAGGAUACCCAGCACACGCAUCCUUACAUCUCUUGGCCCACAGGCCUAGGGUUACGCUCCACGCUGGUUUAAAUAGCUGUUGUGCCUAGGAGGAAAGGGGAUAGAAAUAAAUUCAUAGCUAGGGAGAUCCACCGCCCCAGUCUAGGAUCUAACUGGGACAACUGUGUUGAACGGGCUGUUGGUGCCCCUCUAUUCCACAGUAUUUGCCCCCUGUUUUUUUUUCUCCUCAAUUUUUAUUAACAUUUUCAAUGAUUAUAAAAAAUAUCCCAUGGUAAUACCCCCCACUUUCCCCUUUGAAAUUCCAUUCUCCAUCCUA